AGAUGUAAAACCAGACAACAUCCUCCUGGAUGAGCAAGGUCACGCGCAUCUGACGGAUUUCAACAUCGCGACGAUCAUCAGGGACGGUGAGAGAGCCACGGCGCUGGCGGGCACCAAGCCCCACAUGGCCCCGGAGAUCUUCCACUCCUUCCUGAACGGCGGGACAGGCUACUCCUUCGAGGUGGACUGGUGGUCACUGGGGAUCAUGGCUUACGAGCUGCUGCGGGGCUGGAGACCGUAUGACAUCCACUCCAGCAGCCCCGUGGAGUCCUUAGUCCAGCUCUUCAGCACCGUCAGCGUGCAGUACUCCUCCGCCUGGUCCAGGGAGAUGGUUGCUCUGUUAAGGAAGCUGCUGACGGUGAACCCCGAGCAUCGCUUCUCCUGCCUGGACGACGUCCAGGCCUCGGCCUCCCUCUCAGCCAUGGCCUGGGCCGACGUCUGCGCGAAGCGGGUGGAGCCGGGCUUCGUCCCCAAC
Molecule: messenger RNA, 475 nt
Organism: Merops nubicus (carmine bee-eater)
Lineage: Eukaryota; Metazoa; Chordata; Aves; Coraciiformes; Meropidae
Gene: STK32C
Product: serine/threonine kinase 32C
Exons: 5
Biological process (GO): G protein-coupled receptor signaling pathway; regulation of signal transduction; protein phosphorylation
Molecular function (GO): G protein-coupled receptor binding; G protein-coupled receptor kinase activity; ATP binding
Source: RefSeq, a predicted model, not a curated record